AUGUCUAAUAACACUGCAAAAGCUUUACAGCUGCUAUUCCAACGUCCUUUAGAACCAGUUUUCACCUCACGUGACAACGGAAAAGCUGCCAUUGAUGUGCCAGAUAGCUAUUAUACUGAACGCUACAGCGGCACUAAAGUUGAACUGCAGAGUAGGUUUGGUGAUAACGUGGAUGUGAAGAUACCCUUACGUGAUAUCCCCAAAAAACCGGAUUUAAGUUUUGCCAAACAAAUUGGAAAAAGGAAACAAUUCUCUUUAUUUCAAGACCAGCAUAAGAAAAUUGCAAGCCAGUUAAUUAAGAUUUUUCUUGAUGCUUCGAACGUUGAAAACUUUGCCUCAUUAUGUGCUUAUACAAAAGAUCGUGUAAAUCCUUUACUGUUUCAAUACUGUUACUCGGUUGCUGUACAACAUCGUCGGGAUACGCGCAAUAUUCAAAUUCCCCCAGUAGCUGAGAUAUUUCCCGCUAACUUUGUAGAACCAUCCGUGUUUCAGGAUGCCCGUGAAGAAGCUUCCCUCAUAACCGAUCCAAAUAGUCGUGCUCGGAUUGAGAUACCUCGCAAUUAUACUGCAUCGGACCGCGAAGAGGAGCAACGUUUGGCUUAUUUCCGUGAAGACAUUGGUGUUAAUAUGCACCACUGGCAUUGGCAUUUAGUUUAUCCAACUGAAGGUCCUCUCGAAGUAGUAAAAAAAGAUCGCCGCGGCGAACUUUUUUAUUAUAUGCAUCAUCAGAUUAUUGCACGUUACAAUGUGGAGAGGUUUUGCAAUAACCUAACACGCACUAAGGAACUGAGUAAUUUGCGUGAACCUCUAUUUGAAGGAUAUUUUCCCAAACUUCUAAGCAGUGUAAACAGUCGUACAUAUCCGGCUCGUAUGUCAAAUUCAAUUCUAUAUGAUGUAAAUCGUGAAAGUAAUGCCAUUGAGAUUGCAGACUGUGAACGUUGGCGCGAUCGUAUUUUGGCAGCUAUCGACAAAGGAUAUCUCGAAGAUACAACUGGCAAACGUAUUCCAUUAGAUGAAGUACGUGGUAUUGAUUUGUUGGGUGACAUAAUGGAAGCAUCAUCAUUAUCUGUUAAUCGUCAAUACUAUGGCAAUCUACACAAUAUGGUCCACAAUCUUAUUUCAUUUUGCCAUGAUCCCGAUUCACGUCACUUGGAAGAAUAUGGCGUAAUGGGUGAUGUCACCACUGCAAUGCGUGAUCCGAUAUUUUACAGAUGGCAUGGAUUUUUGGAUACUAUUUUUAACAAAUUCAAGACAUUAUUGCCUCCAUAUAAUCAAAGUCAUUUGGCCUAUCAAGGCAUUACAAUUAACAACGUAGAAGUAAAAAUCAACUCACGCACUGCACGUCCGAAUGUUUUGUUAACUUAUUGGCAAAAGUCCGAAGUAGAUCUAGCCGCAGGUCUUGAUUUUGGACCAAAUGGCAGUGUUUAUGCUUCGUUUGAGCAUUUAAAACAUGCUCCUUUCGACUACACUUUCAAAGUUUCAAACAACAGUGGUUCUCUUAAAAAAGGAACAUGUCGUAUAUUUAUAUGCCCAAAAACCGAUGAACGUGGUACUGCAUUAACCCUCGAAGAACAGCGACUACUUGCCAUUGAAUUAGACAAGUUUACUGUCAAUCUACAACCCGGCAAUAAUACCAUUCGACGUCGUUCGGAUGAAUCUUCAGUAACCAUACCAUUUGAUCGUUCAUUCCGUCGCAUUGGUGCGGAAUAUCAACCCAAAGCUGAAGAUGCACUGGCAACAUUCCGCUUUUGUGGAUGUGGUUGGCCUGAACACUUGCUCAUACCCAAAGGUAAAGCCGAAGGUAUGCCAUUCGAUCUAUUUGUUAUGAUAUCUAAUUAUGCUGAUGAUUCCGUGGUGCAGUCAAACAACAGUCAAGACGUUUGUGGUGAUGCCUAUUCGUUCUGUGGCUUAAAAGACAAAUUGUAUCCCGAUAGACGUACAAUGGGUUUUCCGUUUGAUAGACGCCUGCCUGGCAAUACACUCAACGCACUAACAGCCUCAUUUUCAAAUAUGGUGAAGACGGAUGUUGUAAUUAUAUUUAAUGAUCGUGUAAUCGAAAAUAACUAAAUAUUGAUAAAAAUGGAUCAAUAUAAUAGUGCACCACUUUUUAUAUGUAUAACCAACCUUCUUUUAUUCAAAUAAAAUAUUGACAACCAAA
Molecule: messenger RNA, 2158 nt
Organism: Calliphora vicina (urban bluebottle blowfly)
Lineage: Eukaryota; Metazoa; Arthropoda; Insecta; Diptera; Calliphoridae
Product: phenoloxidase 1-like
Exons: 7
Coding region: 1-2067 (688 amino acids)
Molecular function (GO): oxidoreductase activity
Source: RefSeq, a predicted model, not a curated record